AUCAACAUGACUGAACAGGCCCCCGAGCCACACGUGGAGGAGGCUGAUGAUGAUGACCUGGACGGCAAGCUCAACUACAAGCCUCCACCUCAGAAGUCCCUGAAGGAGCUGCAGGAGAUGGACAAAGAUGAUGAAAGUCUAACGAAGUACAAGAAAACACUGCUGGGGGACGGUCCUGUGGUAGCAGACCCAACAGUUCCCAAUGUCACUGUCACCCGGCUUACCCUGGUUUGUGACUGUGCUCCAGGACCAAUCACCAUGGACCUUACUGGGGAUCUCACAGCCCUCAAAAAAGAAACCUUUGUGCUAAAGGAAGGUGUUGAAUAUAGAGUCAAAAUCCAUUUCAAAGUGAACAAGGAUAUCGUGUCAGGCUUGAAAUACGUUCAGCACACCUACCGGACCGGAGUGAAAGUGGAUAAAGCAACAUUUAUGGUUGGCAGCUACGGGCCCCGGCCAGAGGAGUAUGAAUUCCUAACUCCCAUUGAGGAGGCUCCCAAGGGCAUGCUGGCCCGGGGCACAUACCACAACAAGUCCUUCUUUACCGACGAUGACAAGCAUGACCACCUCACCUGGGAGUGGAACCUGUCCAUUAAGAAGGAGUGGACGGAAUGAGUGCGCCUGCCCGAACCUUUCCCCACCCUUGCCCCCUGGAAAAUUCCUCCCAGCCACAUUCGUCACCCUGUCCCUCUCCCUGUUCACAGCAGGGCCUCUCCUCCAAUGCUCCCCACAUUUCCUUAGUGAUGCAUCUUAUCCCGCCUUCUCUCUCCAAGUGGUCCCCAGCACAAGAGGCUUAAAAUCCAGGCUUUAACCCUGCCUGCUCCCUCUGAUCCUCCAUCAGGGGCAGAUCUUCCAAGUUCUCCAUUACACAGUCAUUUCGUGUUUCCCUCUCUAAUUCCCAUGUGAGCAACUGGAGGCCGGGGAAUGGGCAAACUAUCACUAACAGCCCUUUUGCCUUCAGUUCCAGACGUUCGUUCCCAUCCCUGGAUUCUCUGGUGGUUCCUGCUGGCUCGAUGAAUCCCUAGUCACUUCCCCUGCUGGUUCUGUGGGAGACGCUGUAAACAACACGAAAGACUAACACAAUAAAGCAACAACUGUAUGUCCUGA
Molecule: messenger RNA, 1104 nt
Organism: Galeopterus variegatus (Sunda flying lemur)
Lineage: Eukaryota; Metazoa; Chordata; Mammalia; Dermoptera; Cynocephalidae
Gene: ARHGDIB
Product: Rho GDP dissociation inhibitor (GDI) beta
Exons: 5
Coding region: 7-612 (201 amino acids)
Biological process (GO): Rho protein signal transduction
Cellular component (GO): membrane; cytoplasm; cytosol
Molecular function (GO): protein binding; Rho GDP-dissociation inhibitor activity
Source: RefSeq, a predicted model, not a curated record